AUGUCGUCACCGAGACCCGUAAUCAGCGUACUAGGUUCGUUGAACAUUGAUCUCGUUUCAUACGUGCCCCAUCACCCUCUUCCCGGCGAGACAAUAACAUCGAAUCGGUUCGAUGUCUUUCCUGGUGGAAAAGGCGCCAACCAAGCUGUUGCGUGCGCGAAACUCUCCAGAACCUCUGAUCUAAAGGACCCGUCCGUUGAUGUUGCCAUGAUUGGCGCUAUUGGAGCAGAUGCCUACGGCUCUGUUCUUCUUGACAGCCUUAAGUCAUAUGACGUUGGAACAGACUCCAUCAUUGUGAAUCGAGAUGGCGAUAUCGGGUCGAAGAGUGGUAUUGCAAUGAUCAUUGUGGAUGAACCGACUGGUCAGAACCGUAUCAUCUUGUCACCAGGCGCAAACAACUCUCUUCAACCAGACCAAUUCAGCAAGAUUCCUGGAGCGACACCCUCGCUGCUCAUCAUGCAGUUGGAAAUCCCCUUGGACACUGUCAUCCAGGCAUUCAAAGCUGCCAAGGACCUGGGAACACCCGUUCUCCUCAAUCCUGCACCUGCCCGGAUCCUACCAACAGAGAUCUACCAGGGACUAGCGCAUCUCAUUUUGAAUGAGACCGAAGCAGCCUUGCUAUCAGGAAAGGACGAAUCUGAGUUUGAAGACAUGUCGGUUGUGGAACAGGCUGCCUCUGACUUCCUUUCAAAGGGUGUUAGAAAUGUCGUAAUCACCCUGGGCGGAAAAGGUGCCUACUAUGCCAACGAGACCGGCUUUAAGGGUCUUGUCCCAGCCCAAAAGGUCAACGUUGUGGAUACUACUGCUGCUGGUGAUACCUUCAUCGGCGCUUAUGCAGUGGAACUUGCAGGGGCUGAUCAACGAGGUGAAGAAUUCGAUAUUAGUAAAGCUGUACAGUCAGGAAUUUCGGCAGCGUCACGGACGGUUUCCAGAAGAGGAGCACAGGUCUCUAUACCGUGGAAGGAUGAGUUGGAGUGA
Molecule: messenger RNA, 978 nt
Organism: Fusarium sp. VM40
Lineage: Eukaryota; Fungi; Ascomycota; Sordariomycetes; Hypocreales; Nectriaceae
Source: the annotation of a GenBank genome assembly